GGCGCCUGGUACGACGCCGACCGGAGCCCGGCGGGCCAUGAGGAGGCGAAGCGCGGCGGGCAGGCGCUGCGAGAUGCCGGCUACGAAUUUGACAUCUGCUUCACCUCAGUGCAGAAGAGGGCGAUCCGGACCCUCUGGACAGUGCUGGAUGCCAUUGACCAGAUGUGGCUGCCGGUGGUGAGGACAUGGCGCCUCAACGAGCGGCACUACGGGGGCCUCACCGGCCUCAACAAGGCAGAAACUGCGGCCAAGCACGGGGAGGCGCAGGUGAAGAUCUGGAGGCGUUCCUACGUCCGGCCGCCCCCGAUGGAGCCCGACCACCCCUUCUACAGCAACAUCAGUAAGGAUCGCAGGUAUGCAGAUCUCACCGAAGACCAGCUGCCCUCCUGUGAGAGUCUGAAGGACACGAUUGCCAGAGCUCUGCCCUUCUGGAAUGAGGAAAUUGUUCCCCAGAUCAAGGAGGGGAAACGCGUACUGAUUGCAGCCCAUGGCAACAGCCUGCGGGGCAUCGUCAAGCACCUGGAGGGUCUCUCUGAAGAGGCUAUCAUGGAGCUGAACCUGCCGACUGGUAUCCCCAUUGUCUAUGAAUUGGACAAGAACUUGAAGCCCAUCAAGCCCAUGCAGUUCCUGGGGGAUGAAGAGACCGUGCGUAAAGCCAUGGAAGCUGUGGCUGCCCAGGGCAAGGCCAAGAAGUGAAGGCGAGCAGGCAGACCACCAUCCUGAGGAGCCCCCUCCCUGCCCAUCCCAUCCCUCUCUACCCUCCCCUGCACAUGUCACACUGACCACAUCUGAAGGCA
Molecule: messenger RNA, 797 nt
Organism: Tupaia belangeri chinensis (Chinese tree shrew)
Lineage: Eukaryota; Metazoa; Chordata; Mammalia; Scandentia; Tupaiidae
Gene: PGAM1
Product: phosphoglycerate mutase 1
Biological process (GO): glycolytic process
Molecular function (GO): intramolecular phosphotransferase activity
Source: RefSeq, a predicted model, not a curated record